This is a messenger RNA of Pochonia chlamydosporia 170, 1056 nucleotides long. RefSeq names its product transcription factor IIA, alpha/beta subunit. Gene Ontology annotation, cellular component: transcription factor TFIIA complex. Gene Ontology annotation, biological process: transcription initiation at RNA polymerase II promoter; transcription by RNA polymerase II. The transcript is spliced from 3 exons. Lineage: Eukaryota; Fungi; Ascomycota; Sordariomycetes; Hypocreales; Clavicipitaceae. The record is from RefSeq and is a predicted model, not a curated record. The coding region runs from base 1 to 1056 and encodes 351 amino acids.
AUGUCGAACCAGGCUGUCGGAACUGUUUACCAGACCAUCAUUGAUGAGGUGGUGAACAGUUCGCGAGUGGAUUUUGAAGAGAGCGGCGUGGAAGAGAGUGUUCUAGAGGAGUUGCGUCAGGGAUGGCAACAAAAGCUUUCCCAGCUUGAUGUGGCCCGGUUCCCUUGGGAUCCCAAGCCUGAGCCGCCACCUCCUGCUCCAGCACCCGCAGCUCAACAGGCUGCUCCUCAGAACAACACAACACAAGCCCAAUUCUCCCCAACCAUUUCAUUGCCGACUGCAGGCAGCACACCCGGCGCAAUUGGUCAAAACGGCAUCAAAACCGAGCCCGGAUAUGUGAAACAAGAGCCAGGCAUCAAGCAAGAGCCCGGUGCGGGCGGCUCUAUGCCGGCACUGCCAAACUACAAUAGUCUGGAUAACAAGACCAGCGUAGCGGCCAGCAGAGCAGCCCAACAGCUUCAGGCCCAGUAUGGCAUCCGAGCCGCAGGCUCCAUCAAUGCCAUCCAGGGACAGCAGCAACAGCAGCAAGGUCAACAGCCUGCCGCUGGCUCGUCAACCCUAUCCAACGGGCAAACCGACGGUCCCGGUGACGAUGAGGAAGACUACGAAGGUAUUUUGAUGCAAAGAAAUGCCGAAGGCACCCUCAAUGAGCUUGGUCGCGUCGAAAUUGACCGCAUGCUUCACUCCCAAAUGGCCGCCAGGGCCAAGGCCAUGGAAGGCGGUGGUCUUAUGCUUCCCUUGAAAGAAGCAACCCAACACACAGUCACGAGUAGAUCCUCAAGAAAGGGCAAGGGAGUUGCUGGCUAUGACGGGGGUGAUGAUGAUGAUGACGAAAUCGACGACGAAGAUGCCAUCAAUUCUGAUCUCGACGAUCCAGAGGAUGAGAAUGAUGAUGACGAGGUGGACGAUGAAGGACUGGGCCACAUUAUGCUAUGCAUGUACGACAAGGUCCAACGGGUCAAGAACAAGUGGAAAUGCACCCUGAAGGACGGCGUGCUCACUGUCAAUGGCAAGGAAUACGUCUUUCACAAGGCCACGGGCGAGUAUGAGUGGUAA